AUAGAUAGUCGCCACGAGUCCGUCUUUUCUCCUUUCUUGUCAGGCUGUCAACAUGAUGCGACACAAUCUGCUACGCUCGCUUCCGCGACACGCUGCUCGGACGAGCGUCAAUGCCGGAAAUGCGUCGCGCACCUUUGCCUCGAGCGCGAGACGGCAGGCCGAGGUGGAGCUCACAGUGGAUGGCAAGAAGGUGUCAAUAGAAGCCGGAUCCGCCCUCAUUCAAGCCUGCGAAAAGGCCGGCGCCACCAUCCCCCGAUACUGCUACCACGAGAAACUCAUGAUUGCCGGAAACUGCAGAAUGUGUCUGGUCGAGGUCGAGCGCGCACCCAAGCCCGUGGCAUCCUGUGCAUGGCCUGUUCAGCCUGGUAUGGUCGUCAAGACGAGUAGUCCGCUGGUUCACAAGGCAAGAGAAGGUGUGAUGGAAUUUCUUUUGGCGAACCACCCGUUGGAUUGUCCCAUUUGCGACCAGGGCGGCGAGUGUGACUUGCAAGAUCAGAGCAUGAGAUAUGGUGCGGACAGAGGACGCUUCCACGAGCUGGAGGGCAAGAGAGCGGUCGAGGACAAGAACAUUGGACCUUUGGUCAAGACUUCCAUGAACCGCUGCAUCCACUGCACACGCUGUGUCCGAUUCGCCAACGAUGUUGCUGGAGCUCCAGAGAUGGGUAGCACUGGACGUGGCAACGACAUUCAGAUUGGAACAUACCUCGAAACCGCCCUCGAUACCGAGCUUUCUGGCAACGUUAUCGACCUGUGCCCUGUCGGAGCCCUCACGUCAAAGCCUUAUGCAUUCCGCGCUCGUCCUUGGGAACUAUACCACACUGAGACCAUUGACGUUCUCGAUGGACUGGGCAGCAACAUCCGCGUGGACGCCCGAGGUCUUCAGGUCAUGCGUGUUCUGCCCAGACUCAACGACGAUGUCAACGAGGAGUGGAUUAACGACAAGUCUCGAUUCGCCUGCGACGGUCUCAGCACUCAGCGUCUGACAACUCCGCUCAUUCGACGAGACAACCAAUUCCAGCCUGCAACUUGGGAGAACGUCCUUGUCGAGAUCAGCGAGAAGUUCAAGGAACUGGCGCCAAAGGGAGAUGAGGUCAAAUUUGUUGCUGGACAGCUUGUUGAGACCGAGACUCUCGUAGCCGCAAAGGACUUGGCCAAUCGUCUUGGAUCCGAGAACUUGGCUUUGGACCAGCCGCAAGGCUCAGCACCUCUCGCUCACGGUAUCGACAUUCGUUCCAACUACGCUUUCAACUCCAAGAUUGUGGGUGUUGAGGAGGCCGAUGCCAUUCUUCUUAUUGGCACCAACCCGCGAUGGGAGGCCGCUCUUCUUAACGCCCGAAUCAGGAAGCAAUGGAUCCGCUCCGAUCUCGAGGUUGGUGUCGUCGGCCAGGACUUUGAAUCUACCUUUGAUUACGAGAACCUCGGUGCCAACGUCAACGAUCUCAAGAAGGCACUGAGCGGAUCCUUCGGCGAGAAGCUGAAGUCUGCUCAGAGGCCAAUGAUCAUUGUUGGCUCUGGCGCUGUUGAGAACUCCGAUGCCAAGGCUAUCUACGAGACUGUUGGAUCGUUCGUGGAGAAGAACAAGGCCAACUUCCAGACCCCAGAAUGGAACGGCUUCAACGUUCUUCAGCGCGCAGCGUCCCGCACUGGUGCAUUUGAGGUUGGCUUCGCAGUCCAGAGCCCAGAGACAGCAAACACCAAGCCAAAGGUCGUCUGGCUGCUCGGCGCUGACGAGAUCGACGCUUCGGACAUCCCCAAGGACGCCUUUGUCAUCUACCAAGGCCACCACGGUGACCGCGGUGCCGCACUUGCCGAUGUCGUCCUCCCCGGUGCUGCAUACACCGAGAAGGGUGCCACAUACGUCAACACCGAGGGCCGUGUCCAAAUGUCUCGUGCUGCAACAUCAGUGUACGGUGCAGCCCGUGACGACUGGAAGAUCAUUCGCGCCGUGUCAGAAGCACUCGGUGCACCACUUCCCUACGACGAUGUCGAGGCCCUCCGUGACCGCAUGGAGGAGAUCUCCCCCGCCCUCCGCCGAUACGACAUUGUCGAGCCCACAUCCAAAGAACUGCAAGCCCUCAGCAAGGUCCAACUUGUCGACCAGAACAAGGGCGCCAAAGCCACAGGCGCCACAUUCCAGAAGGUCAUCGAGAACUUUUUCCUCACAGAUUCCAUCUCGCGAUCAUCACCCACCAUGGCGAGAUGCUCGGCAGCCAAGGCCGCGAACAACCCCAAGACGAACUUUAUGGCUCCUGGAUACCCUGAGCCACAAACGCACUACGGCCCGAGUGAACUAGCAGGUGCUUCCGCCUAG
Molecule: messenger RNA, 2311 nt
Organism: Zymoseptoria tritici IPO323
Lineage: Eukaryota; Fungi; Ascomycota; Dothideomycetes; Mycosphaerellales; Mycosphaerellaceae
Exons: 3
Coding region: 53-2311 (752 amino acids)
Biological process (GO): ATP synthesis coupled electron transport
Cellular component (GO): membrane
Molecular function (GO): iron-sulfur cluster binding; NADH dehydrogenase (ubiquinone) activity
Source: RefSeq, a predicted model, not a curated record